AUGCGGAUAUAUUCACACCGUACCAUCAAAAGUCUUAUGGGUAGACCAAGAUUUGCUCAGCAUAAGUUUGAAGGUCCAAAAUUGAAAAUGUAUUUCCUUCUUGGUUCUUUGCUCAAAAAAAUUUUUUUCAUCCAAAGUUUAAUUUAAAAAAAAAUCACAGUGAACUUUUAAUUUGAAAAAUUCGUAGGAAAGGAAAGUUUUUUGCUUUUUCUGAAGCAACGGCCGUUCCUACCUUGCCCAAAAACAACACAGCUCUUCUAUAGAGCAGCACGGAUCAAAUGUAAAAAACUAGAAGUCUCUACGAUGUCUCGUUAUUGA
Molecule: messenger RNA, 318 nt
Organism: Chironomus riparius
Lineage: Eukaryota; Metazoa; Arthropoda; Insecta; Diptera; Chironomidae
Source: the annotation of a GenBank genome assembly